This is a messenger RNA of Ylistrum balloti, 3961 nucleotides long. RefSeq names its product protein-serine O-palmitoleoyltransferase porcupine-like. Gene Ontology annotation, biological process: protein palmitoylation; Wnt protein secretion; canonical Wnt signaling pathway. The transcript has 14 exons. Gene Ontology annotation, molecular function: Wnt-protein binding; palmitoleoyltransferase activity. Bases 89 to 1576 code for a protein of 495 amino acids. NCBI's taxonomy places the organism in Eukaryota, Metazoa, Mollusca, Bivalvia, Pectinida, Pectinidae. Gene Ontology annotation, cellular component: membrane; endoplasmic reticulum. The record is from RefSeq and is a predicted model, not a curated record.
AUAUUUAUGUGAUGACAAUCAGACUUAUUUGUUUGUUAUCAAUGCUUAUUGGCGCAUUUAAAUAAUGUCAAUAAGUGACACUUAAUACAUGUACAGUAUGGAUGAUUUCAAUACUUAUUAUGAUGAAAUUGAUGAGGAGCUUAUACAAGCCUAUCUCAAUGGAGAGACCAUGGACCCAGAGCUGGAGGCUUUUCUCGCCUCAUACCAGAAAGACUACGAUCAAGAGUAUGAAGAGGUGGCCAGUCUAUCGCUUUUGGAGCUCGGAGAAAGCUGUAUGCUUCCAGUGCUGACAGGGGCCUUAAAGGUCCUGCUUCCCCUGUUGGCCUUAUCCUUUUUAUUCAAACUUGUAUCAAAUCUGUGGAAGCCAGAUGGUGGAGACACUGGAAUUCCCCGCUCAUUCCUACACUUGACAAGUGCCCUUUUUGGGGUAUUGGCUCUGCACCUGGUAUUUUCGCGUGACUUGGUGUAUGUGUUGUACUGCUGUUGUCUGAUCUACCUUACAUUGCUUGCCGUCCAUGUCCUACAUCGACAGUACUGUGGAAUUGCUGUCUCUACCAUUGUUGUUGUGUAUAUUAUAGUGUGUGAGCUCUACCUAGUGGAGGAGACAACAUGGCAUAAAGUUCGAGGUGCUCAGAUAAUCAUGGCCAUGAAAGUUAUCGGUUUAGCCUUUGAUGUUGCGAGCGGAGCAGAACAGAUGCCGUCCAUGUCAGAGUACCUUGGCUAUGUGUUGUGUGUUGGCACUGUAAUAUUUGGUCCCUGGAUCAGCUUCCAAGAUUACAAAAACAUGCUGUCUCAAGAUCAUAAAUCUAUGAAUAUGGGGUGGCUGUUUUGUGUUGCAAAAAGUGCUGCUGUGAGCUUGGCAUGCAUGGUCUACUCCACCUGUCUCCUCACAAACUGGCUUGUCCCUAGUUCUAGUUACAAGUGGAUACUAGCUUACCGAGAUGCCCAGUCUUUCCGCUUUAGUCAUUACUUUGUCAGCUUUGCAUCCGAGACUUCUGCAUUACUUUGUGGACUUAGAGGUUCAUUUUACAAGGAAAACGAGUCUCGUUGGUCAGUGACCAAACCCCAACACAUAGAGGUACCGAGAUCCUUGGUGGAAGUGGUCACUUACUGGAAUCUUCCAAUGCACUACUGGCUCAAAACAUAUGUGUUUAAACCGUCCCGGAUAUUUGGAACAUUUGUGGCAGUUAUUCUGACAUAUGCUGCUAGCUCUUUACUACAUGGUUUAAAUUUCCAGCUAGCUGCCGUUCUUUUUUCGUUAGGAUUUUAUUCGUAUGUUGAAUUUGUUUUUAGGAAUAAGUUGUCCAGAAUAUUCAGUGCCUGUAUCCAAGCCAAGAGGUGCCCUGAUGACUGUGGUCAUGAUUAUAAGUCGUAUCAUCCCUUAGUACUCCUGACAAAUGUGUGUUUUGGAUUGUUGGCUCUAUUUCAUCUGGCAUACCUUGGUCUCAUGUUUGACAGCAGUAGAGAACAAGACAAGGGUUACACAAUGAAACACACACUAGAGAAGUGGGCCAACCUCGACUAUGCCAGCCACUGGGUUGUUCUCGGGACUUAUAUAUUCUAUCUGAUCAUUUAGACCAACAUCUGCUGAACACUAAUGGGAUGUAGUCUUAAGUAGGGAGAUACUGUUGUUAGAUUUACAUGCAUGUAAGCCUAGGCAAUUUUUAUAUGCCAAUCCACCGAGGGUUGUAUUGUGGUAUGUGUUGUCUAUCUCUCCGUUCAUUUGUCAGUGUGUCCAUUAACUUUUUCUUUUUAGUGUUCUCUUACCUUUAUUUACACACUGAGUUGAAUUAAACUUGCUACUGAUAUUCCAUACUUACAUAGUUUGAACAAGUCAUUGUUACAGAAUAUUAUGGUUAUUUUUUGCAGAGUUAUAGCCCUUCUUUUCGGCAAAUAUUUGUAUUAUUUAGAAAUAGUAAAACCUUUAUUAAUUUCCUGUUAUUUUCAUUGAACUUUGAUAUUGUGAUGCAAGAAGCAAUGGGAUUUAAUAUAUAGUAGGUUUUCUAUGUGGUCUCAUGUUUUCAGAGUAAUGUUCCUUUCUUUCAGUUUUCUAGCCAUCACUUUAAAACUCGGUAUGCUUUGAUUUAUCAUCAGAACAUAUAAUGCUAUUUUCCCUCUUGACAUUUUGACGAGUUACUACCAUUUCUAUAUUUAUACUCAUUUUGACAUAAUAAAUUCUGAAUUUGUCUUUGACGUGGGACAAGUGUAUGUUGUUCUGUCCCACGAUAUUCUUGUUAAAUGUGAACUUUAUUUUUAUACCUAUUGUACUACAUUGUGGUGUCUUUUAAUGGUUUGUAUAUUUAUGGAUCUGAAACUCAUAAUUUAUUAUUGUUUUUGUAAUGGUCAAUGAAAGCUAUGCAAUAGUAAACAGGGACCUCACAGGGUAGGAAGACAAAGUCUUCAUGGUAAGCUUAUAUGAUGAGAGAACAAAUUUGAGGGUGAGGUCUAAGCUUAUAUGAUGAGAGAAAAAAUUUGAGGGUGAGGUCUAAGCUUUUAUGAUGAGAGAACAAAUUUGAGGGUGAGGUCUACGUUUUUAUGAUGAGAGAACAAUUUUGAGGGUGAGGUCUAAGCUUUUAUGAUGAGCGAACGAAUUUGAGGAUGAGGUCUAAGCUUAUAUGAUUAGGGAACAAUUUUAAGGGUGAGGUCUAAGCUUAUAUGAUGAGUGAACAAUUUUGAGGGUGAGGUCUAAGCUUUUAUGAUGAGAGAACAAAUUUGAGGGUGAGGUCUAAGCUUAUAUGAUUAGGGAACAAUUUUGAGGGUGAGGUCUAAGCUUAUAUGAUGGGUGAACAAUUUUGAGGGUGAGGUCUAAGCUUUUAUGAUUAGAGAACAAAUUUGAGGGUGAGGUCUAAGCUUAUAUGAUGAGAGAACAAAUUUGAGGGUGAGGUCUACGUUUUUAUGAUGAGAGAACAAUUUUGAGGGUGAGGUCUAAGCUUAUAUGAUGAGUGAACAAAUUUGAGGGUGAGGUCUAAGCUUUUAUGAUGAGUGAACAAAUUUGAGGGUGAGGUCUAAGCUUUUAUGAUGAGAGAACAAUUUUGAGGGUGAGGUCUAAGCUUUUAUGAUGAGCGAACAAAUUUGAGGAUGAGGUCUAAGCUUAUAUGAUUAGGGAACAAUUUUAAGGGUGAGGUCUAAGCUUAUAUGAUGGGUGAACAAUUUUAAGGGUGAGGUCUAAGCUUGUAUGAUGAGAGAACAAAUUUGAGGGUGAGGUCUAAGCUUAUAUGAUGAGUGAACAAAUUUGAGGGUGAGGUCUAAGCUUUUAUGAUGAGUGAACAAAUUUGAGGGUGAGGUCUAAGCUUUUAUGAUGAGAGAACAAAUUUGAGGGUGAGGUCUAAGCUUUUAUGAUGAGAGAACAAAUUUGAGGGUGAGGUCUAAGCUUAUAUGAUGAGAGAACAAUUUUGAGGGUGAGGUCUAAGCUUAUAUGAUGAGUGAACAAAUUUGAGGGUGAGGUCUAAGCUUUUAUGAUGAGUGAACAAAUUUGAGGGUGAGGUCUAAGCUUUUAUGAGGAGAGAACAAUUUUGAGGGUGAGGUCUAAGCUUUUAUGAUGAGCGAACAAAUUUGAGGAUGAGGUCUAAGCUUAUAUGAUGAGAGAACAAUUUUGAGGGUGAGAUCUAAGCUUUUAUGAUGAGAGAACAAUUUUGAGGGUGAGGUCUAAGCUUUUAUGAUGAGCGAACAAAUUUGAGGGUGAGGUCAAGCUUUUAUGAUGAGUGAACAAUUUUGAGGGUGAGGUCUAAGCUUUUAUGAUGAGAGAACAAAUUUGAGGGUGAGGUCUAAGCUUAUAUGAUGAGAGAACAAUUUUGAGGGUGAGGUCUAAGCUUAUAUGAUGAGUGAACAAAUUUGAGGGUGAGGUCUAAGCUUUUAUGAUGAGUGAACAAAUUUGAGGGUGAGGUCUAAGCUUUUAUGAUGAGAGAACAAUUUUGAGGGUGAGGUCUAAGCUUUUAUGAUGAGAGAACAAUUUUGAGGGUGA